Molecule: messenger RNA, 878 nt
Organism: Chrysoperla carnea
Lineage: Eukaryota; Metazoa; Arthropoda; Insecta; Neuroptera; Chrysopidae
Exons: 3
Coding region: 131-745 (204 amino acids)
Source: RefSeq, a predicted model, not a curated record
UAUGUCACAUAAUGUAACUCCGCUAGUUUAUCAAAAUUGUAUCACGUUUUUUUAUUUAAAUCGUUUAAAUGGAGGGUUUUAUUUUUAGUUUACGUUUAAAAUAAACAUUUUAAAAUUAUUUAAAUGAAUUAUGGCAAGAAAAGGUGACAAAGGUUCAAAAUUUGUCAAUUAUGGGGAUGAAAUCGACUAUGAUGGUACAACAAAACCAGCAACCAGAAAGGGUUCACCGUCAGCAAAAACACAAAGUACAUAUAAUGGAGAGACGACUAAUGGUUAUGGCCCCAUACGUCCAACCAAAAAUAAAUUUAUUUUAAAGUUUUAUGAAAUUGCUAGCUUACAAGGACGUGUCUCAUAUUUUCUACUCUCGUUUUAUAUAAUCAAUCCAAGACAUUAUGACAGUUGGUUUGGUGAUACCAUUCUAUAUCCAUAUUUAUUGGCAAACUGUGUUUAUGGUUAUAUUUUUGUAAUAUUUACUCGAAUUCAUUUUAUGACCAUGCCAAUACUUCCCAGAAUGCUAUGGAGUUUUAUGGGUUCAAUGAUGUUUACUUAUUCAUCAUUAUUAACUUUUGAAUGGAUUGCCAGACAUUGGGGUGCAAAAUCACCAAAUCGUAAAGUAUACAUUGCAACACUUUUGAGCUUUCUAUAUGGACGUGUUUAUGCUGGAGCAUUCUUAUCAUAUUUAAGUUUUGUUGAUAACAAAUUAUUAUCAUUUGUGCGUCGAGUUUAUGGGCCAGGAUUUGAUUAACAUCUGUUUGGAUUAAAGUGUGUCUUUUUGGAUCUAAUUGAACCAAAACUUCUCAUUCGUUAAGAAUGUAACCUAUUGUAAUACUUCAAUAAUUCUACGCUAGAUGGUACUGUUUUCUUUUUCAGAUUGUGCA